Chionomys nivalis (European snow vole) is the source of this 768-nucleotide messenger RNA. Its product is annotated as nematocyst expressed protein 3-like. NCBI's taxonomy places the organism in Eukaryota, Metazoa, Chordata, Mammalia, Rodentia, Cricetidae. The coding region runs from base 1 to 768 and encodes 255 amino acids. The transcript has a single exon. The record is from RefSeq and is a predicted model, not a curated record.
AUGCCGCCCCGAGUGGGGGGCAGCCCAGGCCCCGCCGACCCCUACCCACCACAGGCCGCCUGGCUGGGCGCAGCCCCAACGCCGAGAGCUCGGCAGCCCCGCCCCGGGCUGCAGCCGCUCGCUCUCGCCCGGAGGGCCACGCCGGGAGCAAGGAAAAUGGAGGCGGCAGCGCCUCCCGGGGACCUGGAUCCUUCCUUUCCCCGACCUCGAGGGCCAGGCGGUGGAGCACUCACCGUGGCAGCCCCUCGGCCCUCCGGGAGCCCCGCGCGAGGCAGCAGCUGCCCGCGUGCCCCCGCCGCAACGCCGCCUCUCCAGGCGCGCCGCUCCUCUCCCUCUGCUCCCGCGGCGCGCGCUCCGGGACUGACUGACCGACCCACAGAGCGGGCGUUGGCAGGGACGGGGCGGGGCGACCGAGCACCCGGCGGCGCGGACCAUAGAGCCCCAGCGUCUGGCCCCGGCACACAGGGCGGGGCUGAGGGUCGUGCGGCCCAAGAGCGGACCGACUGGCGCCCGGCCGCGCGCGCGCGCGCGCUCCCCGCCGCGGCCGCCGGCCCACUUCCGGCGCGGGCGGUGGCGCGCGCCUCCCGCCGCCUGGCCAGCAGCCGCCCCCCGCCCCGUCCUCCCUCCCCCCCCCCCCAACUCCCCCCACCCCCACCCCAGCGCACACCGUCCGACCCGCAGGCGCCGGGCCGCACCCAGCCGCGGCCGGCCUCCAGCGCGCGUCCUCGAGAGCCGCCUCCAGGAACCGGUGAAUCAGAGAAUGAAUGA